This is a messenger RNA of Darwinula stevensoni, 2142 nucleotides long. NCBI's taxonomy places the organism in Eukaryota, Metazoa, Arthropoda, Ostracoda, Podocopida, Darwinulidae. The record is from the annotation of a GenBank genome assembly.
AUGACAGCGAUGUGCUCUCGUGGUCGCAUGGGAGGAAUAAACAUAGGUUCUGGGCGUAAUGCCUUUGAAGAAUAUGAGGAUAUCUUCCGCGUGAGAUACCAAUUUGGAAAGGGAUCAGGGAUAUUGAAAGCAUAUGCAGCCAUGGUUAUGACUAUUGACUUGCUCUGGCUUUACAAUAUCUCUCCUUUGGUACAGGUAUAUGUCAGGAGGGCAUAUGUGUCAUAUGAGAUCCACUGCCUCCGGCAUCUAGACAUCGGGCUGGAAACAUGUGUUGUUCAGUUCUCUUUCCUCCUUCCAACAUCUCACCCCAACAGGGUUGUACAUGCUCGAGUAUUUGCCAGUCAGGAAGAGCCAGGAGGAUCACCUUCAUCAGGACCUCUGGAGAGAUUAUCUCUGUCCCAUGCUUUAGCCUUGGAAUGUGACAGCUGCAUCCGCAUGGGUGUCAUGGCUGCAUUCACCAACUUUCAGGAUCUUGGGGAACACUUCCAGGAAUUCAUGGAGCUGCUCCUUGACAGUGAGACCUAUUCCCCCCGAAUUGUUUUAGAUAAUUCAGAAGCAUUCAGCCCCCCAGACAGAAAUUCACUCAGCCUUGGACCCACAAGUGGCUUUGUGGAUCGUGCUUCCAAUGCCAAAGUUAAGAAUGAGGAACCAUCCUUCAUUCUGAAUGUGGCAGUCCGCUUGAAUCAUGAAAGUGAUGACAAACAUUUGAGUUGUUGCUGUGAAGAAUUCUGUCAGGCUCACCUUGACUCUCUGAAGAAGUUCUCAGUGAGACGCAUAACAUUUGUUCUCCUGGUCAAAUACUGCCAUCCAAAAUAUUUUACUUUCCGAGCGAGGGAUGGAUUCAUAGAGGAUCGCAUCUACCGUCACCUUGAACCGUCUCUGGCCUUCCAGCUGGAGAUCAAUCGUAUGAGCACAUACAACUUGGAAGCCCUUCCCACUUCUAAUCAGAAAAUGCACCUGUACCUUGGAAAGGCUAAGGUGAGGAGACAGUUCAAGGACACAUCUUGGAUAUUCCAUGGGAUCAGAGGGGUGGCCAAAGGUCAGGAAGUGACUGACUACCGAUUCUUUGUGCGAUCCAUCAUCCGACACAGUGACUUGGUCACCAAAGAAGCUUCCUUUGAAUACAUGCAAAAUGAAGGAGAACGACUUCUUCUUGAAGCCAUGGAUGAACUGGAGGUGGCUUUUUCUCAUCCUUUGGCCAAACGCACAGACUGCAAUCAUAUUUUCCUGAACUUUGUGCCUUGUGUCAUUAUGGAUCCUUCCAAGAUAGAAGAGAGUGUGAGGUCCAUGGUAUUGAGAUAUGGACCUCGGCUGUGGAAGCUUAGAGUCCUUCAGGCAGAAUUGAAGAUUAAUAUUCGGACAAGCCCUUCUUCAAAGAACAUUCCCAUUCGUCUGUGCCUUGCUAAUGAGAGUGGUUAUUAUUUGGAUGUUUGCUUGUACAAGGAGGUCCCUGAUCCUCGUACUGGAGUGAUGAGGUUUGAGGCAUUUGGUGGGAAACAGGGAGCUCUUAAUGGACUUCCCAUCUCUGCCCCAUACAUGACCAAGGACUACCUGCAACUGAAGCGAUUUCAUGCACAGAGCAAUGGAACAACAUAUGUUUAUGAUUUUCCUGACAUGUUCCGCCAAUCUGUGGAACGUCAGUGGCACAAAUUUUCUCAGUCUCACCCCCAAGCUAAGCUGGAGAUCCCAGGGACAGUGAUGACAUGUGUGGAAUUGGUGAUGGACAAGUCAAUGGGAAAUGUCAUUGAGCAAAAGCGGCUCCCAGGAGAGAACCAAGUAGGAAUGGUCGCAUGGAAGAUGCGAUUGCAUACCCCAGAAUAUCCUGAGGGUCGUGAUCUUGUCGUCAUUGCCAAUGACAUCACCCAUCAAAUUGGAUCAUUUGGUCCUGGAGAAGAUGAAUUGUUCCUGAAGGCAUCACAACUUGCACGAAGUCUUGGGAUCCCUCGAAUCUACCUGGCUGCCAAUUCCGGUGCUCGCAUUGGUUUGGCUGAGGAGAUUAAGCACCUCUUCAGGAUUGCCUGGGAAGAUCUUGAAGAACCCAACAAGGAUAAGAUCAUUUCUGAGGCAUACUGCAUCAUCUAUGUUCAUCUAAGACUGAUGAUGAUGAUGGCUGAAAGCAUGUGGAUUUUCGAUCAGCUUUGA